AUGGUCCGCCUGGCGUCGCUCCUCGGGGGCUUGGUGUCCCUUGCCGCCAUCGUCACGGCCACGCCCGUGCCUGCAGAGCUUGAGACCCUAGCGCUUGAGGCUCCAGAGCUUGAGCCUGCGGAGCUUGAGGCUCGAGCCGUUGCCACCUUGGGCAGAUCCAACGACUGGUCCUGCACGAGCACCGUCCAUCCCAACCCCGUCAUCCUCCUGCACGGCCUCUUUGCCAGCGAAAAGCUCGACCUCAACUUUGUCGAGGCCUGGCUCCGCAACAAGGGCUUCUGCACCUUUGCUCUGCUCUACGGCUCCUCCACCCCCAAGCUGCCCAUCCUCGGCGGCAUCAAGCCCGUCGCCGAGUCGUCGCUCGAGGUGGCUGCCUUCAUCAGGGAGGUGCACAACCGCACCGGCGCCGACAAGGUGGACAUUGUCGGCCACUCCGAGGGCGGCUUCCAAGGCCUCUACGUGACCAAGUUCCACGGCGUCGCCCCCCUCGUCGACCAGAUCAUCGCCAUCGCCUCGCCCACCCACGGCACUGAUGUCUCGGGCCUCUACAAAAUCGCCUACCUGUUUGGCAAGUUUAGCUACGACGCCAUCAAGAAUCUCCUCGCCACUGUCGGCUGCGGCGCCUGCAACGACUUUGCCGUCGAUGGCGCCGCCGUCUCCAGGCUCAACGACGGCAAGCCCAUUGUCCAGCCCGGCAACACCGUCACCAUCAUCGCCUCCCGCUACGACGAGAUUGUCACGCCCGCGACCACGGCCUUUGUCCAGGAGCCCGGCGUCCACAACAUCUUUGUCCAGGACUACUGCCCCCUCGACCCCGUCGGCCACCUUGGCGUCUCCGUCGACCUCAACGUCUGGCGACUGGUCCUCAACUCGCUCGAGAGGAAGAUCGGCCGCAAGUUCUUCUGCCUGCUCGGGCCGCCCGGCCGCUAA
Messenger RNA from Hirsutella rhossiliensis, 930 nucleotides. Its product is annotated as alpha/beta hydrolase fold domain-containing protein. Gene Ontology annotation, biological process: lipid catabolic process. NCBI's taxonomy places the organism in Eukaryota, Fungi, Ascomycota, Sordariomycetes, Hypocreales, Ophiocordycipitaceae. Gene Ontology annotation, molecular function: lipase activity. The transcript has a single exon. The coding region runs from base 1 to 930 and encodes 309 amino acids. The record is from RefSeq and is a predicted model, not a curated record.